AUCCCAUAAUGUAGUGGUGGUCGUCUUCCAAUUCAAAGGGAACGCAAUUUGGCUACUUUUUGGUUGUUUACUUCCAAAAUUUGGCGGUGCGUUGCAAAACAAAUCUGUCAGCGCUGUUUUUAUCACGCCAAAGCUAAAGGCGGGCUCAGGUGUGUCACCUGCAAGGAAUUCAAGGUUUGGCAAAGAAGUGUUUGGUGAGGUUUCUUUUUUGCUCUUAAAUUAAGAAGCGUAUUUAGAAAUAAUGUAACUUUCCCGGAGCGUUGCUGAGCUAACCUGACAUGAACACAAUACGCGAGUGAUUUUCUUCUUUGUCUGAAUUGAAUGAAGUUGCUGCGACAGAGAUCGACAAAAACUACGCGCAGCUUGUCAUCAAAAACACGGGGGUGACUCUGCAGGAUGACGAACCGCGAUAGUUGUAGCCUUUCCGAUCUGGAAGAUGAGGAGUGCUGGAACUCGCUGGAGAAAUACCGGGUCCUUCUGAUCAGGACGAUCGAGCCGUCACGCAUCAUCCCGUACCUGCGGCAGUGCAAGGUCCUCAGCACCGACGACGAGGAGCAGAUCUUCAACGACCCCAGCCUGGUCAUCCGCAAGCGGAGAGUGGGUGUGUUGUUGGACAUUCUGCAAAGGACCGGAUCUAAAGGAUAUGUGGCCUUCCUGGAGAGCAUGGAGCUGGAUUAUCCAGAAUUGUACAGGAAGAUAACUGGCAAAGAGCCUGCCAGAGCCUUCUCCAUGUUAAUUGACACAGUGGGGGAAUCGGGGCUGACCCAGUUCCUGAUGAGCGAGGUGACCAAGCUGCAGAAAGCCGUGCAGGAGGAGAAGAGGAGGAGCCAGGAGCUGAGCUGCAGCCUGGCCGCCCAAGAGGACACCAUCAAGCAGCUGCAGGUGAAGGACAGUGAGCUGCGCAAGCAGCAGGAAAGGGUGCGCAAGAUGAAGGAGGAGCGCAACGUGUUUAGCAAUGAGGCCAAGAAGCUCAAGGACGAGAACUACAGCCUGCUCCGCGAGCUCGCCAAGCAGUGCGAGGAAAAGAACACGGUGCUCAUGAGGAACCGGGACCUGCAGCUCGAGAUUGAGAAGCUGAAGCACAAUUUGAUGAAUGCAGAAAGUGACUUCAAGGUGGAAAGGAAGCACACCAUGAAGCUGAAACAUGCCAUGGAGCAGAGGCCCAGCCAGGACGUGAUCUGGCAGAUCCAGAAAGAAAAUGACCUGCUCAAAGCCACAGUCCAGGAGCUGGGUAAUUCAGUCCAGGUGGGGACCAAUGGGAAGGUGGGGAAGGACAAGCUGUACAUCCAGAUUCUGGAGGAUGACAGGCAGCAGUCGCUGGCAGAACACCAGGAGCUGGUCAGCCAGAUGUACAACCUGCGCAGAGACCUGCGACACGCAGAGGAACACCGGGACAAGUACAUGGAGGAGAAAGACGUUUUGGAACUCCAGUGCAUGAAUCUGAAGAAGGACUCCAAGAUGUACAAAGAUCGGAUCGAGGUGAUACUGCAGCAGAUGGAGGAAGUGGCUAUAGAAAGGGACCAGGCCAUCAAGACGAGGGAGGAGAUCCACCUGCAGUACUCCAAGAGCCUGAUUGACAAGGACCUGUACCGCAAGCAGAUCCGGGAGCUGGGCGAACGCUGUGACGAGCUGCAGGUCCAGCUAUUCAGGAGCGAGGGGCAGGUGCUGGCCAUGGAGACCAAACUGCGCCGGGUCAACCAGGACCCCCCCACGCCGACUUCAGAUUUUGAUGACAUUUCACUAAGAAGUUCACAGGAUACAAACCCAGCGAGUCCAGAUGAAGAUCAACAGCACGGAGAUCAGCCACAGGGUGUCGUGUUUCCGGAGUGGGAGGCAUCCAGAGAGUCCGACGACAACAGGGUUUCAGCGGAGAAAAGUCCAGAGGACGGGGAGCCAGCAGAAAAGAAAGCUAGCUCUAAGAGUAAAGAUGGGCACCAAACAGGAAGGAGCGGACCGAGACAACACAACAGGAAGUGACAACACAGAUACUGAUGGAACAUGACGUCACGAGAAGUUGCAUUCAAAGACACUGGUACCUGUAUGGUACCUGAGAGCCUUGGGGUGUGCUCCCACACUCGCUACAAUACACUGAUAUUGCUGACCUGGAGAACUUUGUCAGGUGUCAGGGUCAUUUUGGUUUUCUGGAUGUACAUCUUGUGGCACCCGAGGGUCCCUGGCCCCCUAGUCUGGGAACCAUUUCUGUAUCCAACAACUUUAUGUGCCACUGCAUAAAGUGCCUAACAUGGACAGCAUUUCUGUCUCAAAGGGUUGCAUUGUGAAGAUUAAAAACACCUGAUGUAUGUCUCUUCCCCCAGAGUAGAAUUGUUUUAUAAUUAAGUUCAGAAUUUUGUUGUAUGGUUUAUUAUUUUAUUUCACUAGUCUGUUGUCCUAUUUGUCUAUUUUGCUGGUAAUGUGAUGCCAGUUUCCUAAUGAAAAUACAGGUAUUCCUAAUUAAUAACACACAAUAAAAACUCUGUGUGCAUUUAACAUAUAA
Polyodon spathula (Mississippi paddlefish) is the source of this 2494-nucleotide messenger RNA. RefSeq names its product caspase recruitment domain family, member 9 (gene card9). Gene Ontology annotation, biological process: positive regulation of canonical NF-kappaB signal transduction; regulation of apoptotic process. The transcript has 13 exons. The record is from RefSeq and is a predicted model, not a curated record. Bases 397 to 1977 code for a protein of 526 amino acids. Lineage: Eukaryota; Metazoa; Chordata; Actinopteri; Acipenseriformes; Polyodontidae.